Ornithorhynchus anatinus (platypus) is the source of this 791-nucleotide messenger RNA. RefSeq names its product marginal zone B and B1 cell specific protein (gene MZB1). Bases 38 to 661 code for a protein of 207 amino acids. The record is from RefSeq and is a predicted model, not a curated record. Gene Ontology annotation, cellular component: extracellular region; endoplasmic reticulum chaperone complex. The transcript is spliced from 4 exons. Gene Ontology annotation, biological process: regulation of B cell proliferation. Lineage: Eukaryota; Metazoa; Chordata; Mammalia; Monotremata; Ornithorhynchidae.
GGCCAGAGCCACCCGGGCGCGUGGGCACCCGGGCGGUAUGGGAUCCCGGCGGGGGCGGCCGGCGCUGCGGCUCCUGGCGUUCUGCCUGGCCCUGGGGGGCUGCGUGCGUGGGGUCCGGGGGGACGAGGACCCCCGGGAGCCGUCCGCGCUGUCGGCCACGUCGCCGGAGUUGGACGAAGAGGAGACCCACUCGGGCCACAUGCCCCGACACCUGCGCUGUGACGCCUGCCGGGCCGUCGCCUUCCAGAUGAACGACCACCUUACCCGGGCAGAAGCCAAACGAUCCUCCAAGAGACGCGGAGAGGCAGAGCUGAGUGAGUCCGAAUACACGGACGUCCUGGAGAGCAGUUGUUCGCAACGCUGGCAACAGUACGGCGUCCAGCAAGUGGACGACGCGAAGCGGCUUACGGGCCCCGGUCUGGACAGCAGGCCGGGUGUCAGCGUCAUGGUGUCCGGAGGCCCUUGGCCCGCCAGGCUGUUCAAGAUGUGCCAGCAGUACCUGGGCGAGCUGGGCGAGGAGCAGAUUUACCGGGAGCACCGGCGCGGGGCGGGGGCCCUGGAGACCCUGCUGUGCCAGGCCCCGGGGGCCGUGUGCGCCACCCCUGACCCGGGCCAAGGGCCUGUCCGUGCCCGCCAACGGGAGUCCCGCCGGGAGCUGUAGCCGGCGCCCGCCAGCCGGGCCCGGGAGCGGCCCGAGCGACCGCCUCCCUUUCCCCGGCCGACACCCCCCGCCCCGUCGUUCAUUCUUUCGUUCGUUCGAUUCGAUCGCAUUUAUUGAGCCCUUACUGUGU